Messenger RNA from Salvelinus fontinalis (brook trout), 3484 nucleotides. RefSeq lists its product as uncharacterized. The transcript has 2 exons. The record is from RefSeq and is a predicted model, not a curated record. NCBI's taxonomy places the organism in Eukaryota, Metazoa, Chordata, Actinopteri, Salmoniformes, Salmonidae. The coding region runs from base 345 to 779 and encodes 144 amino acids.
CACUGGCGCAAAUUCAGUAUGGGUGCCCCUCCCUCCCUAGCUGUAUGAUGGAGUGUGUGUGGGGGGAACCCGGUGAUUUCCUCUACCAGUUGAGUCCAUCAACUCUAGCACACACAGACGCGCAACGAUGUGCGCCGAGCGGUUGGAGCCAGUCUCUCUGCAUUGCCAAUUUCAUUGAACCGAGGACUGCAUUGUUACCAUUUUUGAAGACCCAAGUUAACCUUUUAUUCUCAACAUUUCUUCCUUUUCGUCCUUGUCUUGUCUUUUCAAUAUGUGCUGAUAUUGAAGGGGAGAGGGGAAGGUAGAAUGGGCGAAACCCUCUGGUUCCCUGUGUAACUCUGGAAAUGGAUCCGACGUUCUCGCAGGGAGACAAAGACAAUGAGGUCUGUCUGGAGGGGAUGAGGGAUGGGGCUGACUUCAUGAGGAUGCCAGAGCACCCCCUGUGGGAGCCCCAUAGCCUAGCCGCACAGCACCUCUCCUCCUGGAUGACGGAGGGUGAGCCCUUCACCUCUCCUCUCUCCCUGCUGCACUCUGCCGGAGGACUGCGCCUCUCCUCGUCCUCUUCCUCAUCAGUGGCCGCUACUGCUCUUGUCGCCGCCAUGACCCUGGAGCAGAAGACCACCUUCGCCCUGGUCCUCUUCCUCUUCGGUGUCCUCCUCAUCCUAAUCGUGCGGUGCUUUCGCAUCCUGCUGGACCCCUACCGCAGCAUGCCCACCUCCACCUGGGCAGACGGCCUAGAUGGGCUGGAGAAGGGCCAGUUCGACUAUACACUGGCAUAGGGGGUUGGGCGUCCAUGUCAUGUAUACUGUACACACACACGCACGGACGCACGCACGCACGCACGCACGCACGCACGCACGCACACACACACACACACACACACACACACACACACACACACACACACACACACACAGACACACACACACACACACAUGAAUAUGCAGAAUGGCUGCAUCCACCUUGGCUGACGGUCUGGAUGGGCUAGAGAGAAUGGUCAGUUUGAUCACACGCUGUGGUGUAAGGAUACAGACCUACAUGCAUUGUAUGUCAUGAAAUACACACACACAAUACACACACAUGUGGUUGCAGACUCCUAGAUUCACGGUAUGCAUGGGCAAGAGACGAGCCUGUUUAACAACACACAUACACACACACAUACACAUACACACACACACUGCAGUGUGGUUGCAUCCUUCUGGGUUCACUUUCUCCCACUUGUUGACACCGUAGACAGCUACUGUCACUCACACAAGAGGCCACCUGGGGCUCCUUCAGUGCCUCACUCCUACAGGGUAGUUCUCAUCCUCCUCCUCGUCCUCAUCAGCGUUCAAGUUGACAACAAUGUCAACACUAUUUCAACCCUCCUCCUCGUAAUACCUCACCAUCCGAGUCAAGAACUAAACUAUUUCAACCCUCCUCCUCAUAAUACCUCACCAUCCGAGUCAAGAACUAAACUAUUUCAACCCUCCUCCUCGUAAUACCUCACCAUCCGAGUCAAGAACUAAACUAUUUCAACCCUCCUCCUCGUAAUACCUCACCAUCCGAGUCAAGAACUAAACUAUUUCAACCGUCCUCCUCAUAAUACCUCACCAUCCGAGUCAAGAACUAAACUAUUUCAACCAUCCUCCUCAUAAUACCUCACCAUCCAAGUCAAGAACUAUGCCAACGCUAUGUCAACCUGUGCUGUCGUAGGCUGCUAAGUUAUUCAACCUUGUACUAAAGGAACAUUUGAAAUCUUCUACUGUCCUGGAGGAGUGCUGUUGUUGACAUAUGUAUGUCCCAAAAAUGUGUGUUCAGAAUGCUGAAUGCUGACCUAACAUAUUAUUAUGAUGAUCGUUUUGUCAUUUUACAAUCAUUGCUCAUAAUUGAAUUAUGUUAAUGUAAUAUAGAGGACGUAUUUACACAAUCAGGGAAUUCGAUUUAGGAUGAGAUUAUUUUCAAUGGCCAAAAACAAGCAUUCCUCAUCUUGUUUUUAUAGCUCAAUAAUUUCAUAUUGUUGGUAUUGAUUAAGAUAAUAGCUGAUAUCAUUUGACCCAGUCAGCAGAUGGCUAGAAGGGAGACAUACAUGUACAUAUUAUAUCUAUCUAUCUAUCUAUCUAUCUAUCUAUCUGUCUAUCUAAAUAUAUAUAUCUAUCUAAGCACUUCAAGUCAACGCAAUAAUAUAUUAAAACCACAGUUUUAUUCACCAAAUUUAUUUUGUCAUUUUUACACAGCCGUUUAAAGCCUGAUAAUUUGAUUUUGCCUUGCAUAAGCCAUAGCCCACUGCACAUGUCUUUAAUUCAAGAGACAAAAUUAUAUAAUCUUCAGCUAUUUCAUAAUAGAGAGUCAUGUUAACUGUUUUUGCUUGUACAAAACACCUUUAAAAUGGCUUUUAUGUUACAUCUAAGACAAUUAUUUUCCUAUCUCAAGGUUUUACAUACUCCUGUUCAGCCAAUAAUUAUAACAUUGCACUAUUCAAUUCCCUCGUCCCAAGAGGGAAUUGCCUCUUGACCGAAUAGAUAAGAUGUGGAAAUGGGAAACCUGGGUUCAGAUCCCACCUGUGACACAAGUUUGUUCCUAUCAAUCAGAUACCUGUUCCUAAAGAUUAGCUGCUGUCGCCACCGCAGAUCCCCAUAAAGCUCCUCUUCUUUGUUUUCAGACCUCAAAAGUAGUCUAAUAUCAAGAUGUGUGCAUGUUCUAUACCAUUGGUUGUGUAAAUAGGUUUUUCCUCAAAUAUCUGACUAACUUAGAUUUUUGAGUGGACUAACACUAUAUAAAAUGUGGGGAUUAUGUGUAAAAUGUAAUGAAAUACUGUAGGUGGCAACAACAGGGUGUUUGGAAAGGGCUCUACAGUUGAAGCUGUCACUUUCAUUUAUAAUCAACUGCAUGCAACUUAGUUGCUGAAAGUAUUUUUAGUAAAUGUAGUUGUUGGAUCUUGCAUGGGAUUCAGAGCAGUUGACACUUGAUAAAUCAAAAUUAUAGAUUACUUAGAGUUUGAACAUAGGGGACUAUCCAAAUAAUGUGUCACCAAGUAAUUAAAUCCUGGCCCGGUAAUCCGCAAACUCAAGAAAAUAUGUUGUACAACAGUUAUUUGCUCUUUUGUGACAUCCAGAGUAUACUUGCUUCGAUUCAAAUUAAUGUGUCGUUGGUAAAGAUUUUUUUUUUUUUUCCACUUCUGUUGCAGAAGGCAGGCUAUGUCCACUAACUGUGUCUCCCCUGAGUGUGUUGCAGUGACCAGGGUACUGUUCAAAUAAGAUAAUUUUCAAUACUGACAUUGGAAGGAAUGGCCUUUUCAAGCUGUGAAGUAUAACUCAUAACUCAGUCACUAGAUCAGCCUAUGUAAAGUCUAUGUAAAUAUGCAGGGUUAUAGUGAUGAUUGUGCGACAAUUACAAUGUAGUGGUCAGUCAGAUUAUUGUGGAGCAACAGAACCUUUAAAAUGUAAAAACAACCCUUUCCCAUUCAAUGUGAUAGAAGGACGAUGAAUAAAGUGUUUCCAGAUCA